AAUCUCCAGUCCACAUUGAAGAGUAUUCAUGAUCGAAACAUAACACAGUACAACUCGACGUGCAACACAUGUUCAUCUCUGGUGAAAGACUUCAGGAUGAAACAAGAAUAUCAGGACCUUAUUCUGCAGGAGUGUGGUGCAAAGGCUCUGCGUGUUGGUGACAAAAUCCAGACGCUGUGGAGCGGCUAUGGCCAGAUUGUGAGGGUCCAUUUAGAUGGCUGUGACCGCCCCUCUGUCGUUGUCAAACAUGUCAUGUUCCCAAAGGAGGCCGAGCACCCUGGAGGCUGGAACACAGACCUGUCCCACAUGCGCAAGGUGAGGUCCUACCAAGUGGAGACGCACUGGUACCAGAACUACUCCACCAAUGAUGGCUGUCGAAUGCCAGCCUGCCUGGCUGCUUGUUCAUACGGUGACGAAAAGCUGAUCGUUCUGGAGGACCUGGAUGUGGUGGGCUUCGACCAGAGAAGAACCAGCGUUAGGGAUGCAGAGAUGAGGGCCUGCCUCAGCUGGCUGGCCCACUUCCAUGGCCUCUUCCUGGGGGUGGUGCCAGAGGGACUGUGGCCCGUAGGUACCUAUUGGCACCUGGAAACACGCCCUGACGAGCUGAAUACCAUGGACGACGCCCAGCUCAAAGCAGCUGCCGGGGAGAUUGACAGGAUCCUCAAUGAAUGCAGCUUCAAGACAAUCGUUCACGGAGAUGCCAAACUAGCCAACUUCUGCUUCUCUGGGAGUGGGCAGGGUGUGGCGGCAGUGGACUUUCAGUACGUGGGCGGAGGCUGUGGGAUGAAGGAUGUUGUCUACCUCCUGGAGGAAAUAGAGGAGAAACAGCUUGAAAAGAGGGUUCCUGGCCUGCUGGACUACUACUUCACAGAACUGAGGGCAUCAGUGACCAAGCAGGUGGACUUUGCUGCCCUGGAGAAAGAGUGGCGGGAGAUGUUUGCCUUUGCCUGGACAGACUUCCAUCGCUUUCUCCUGGGAUGGAUGCCAGGACACCGGAAGAUCAACAGAUACACUAAGCAGCUGACUAAAGAGGUGCUGAGGAAACUGAAACGGUGACUUAAGCCUCUGCCAUUUAGGCUCAUCAAUCACCUGCUGAUUGGACUGGAUUGUAUUGAGGGAUGUAGAUCAGAAAAACUGAUUUGCUGUGUGUUGUUGGGAGAGCAGAAGAUUGAUUUAUUAGGCCGACUUUGAGCCCAAUUUAUGGUAUACAAUCAAACAAUGCCCUGAAAAAGGUUUUCCUUACAAGCUAGAAUGUUUUAAAUUACAUUUACACUUACUUUAGCAGUUGUCUGUGCGGCUGGUUCUUCAGCUGCUCGAAAUUUGAGACCAUAUUCACUGAAAGUUUUUACCCGACUAUUUAGAGCACAGGUACUGAAUUUAGAGCACAGGUACUGAAUUUAGAGCACAGGUACUGAAUUUAGAGCACAGGUACAUACAUUUCUAUCACCCAUAUGCACAAAACCAUGUAAACACCCGUUAGUAUGCAUCACGUGUAUGUACUUUAACCGGUUUAAUAAUACUUUACUGUGGAUAUGUACAACAACAAGAAAUGGCCAGUUGACGGACCAACACUACGGACAAUCGGCAGUUCAAAUAUCAUUCUAUUCAACAUUUGACAGACGAGACAUUUCGUUUUUUUUCUAUGUAAGGGUGUAUGGCAUUGCCUACACAGUUUAAGGAAUUGCCACGUUUCGUGACUAAGCUGCAAUUUGUUAUCUGCAGAUAAACUUAAUAAAGCACUUUUAAUUCGCA
Oncorhynchus gorbuscha (pink salmon) is the source of this 1752-nucleotide messenger RNA. RefSeq names its product protein kinase-like domain containing (gene pkdc). The transcript has 3 exons. The record is from RefSeq and is a predicted model, not a curated record. Lineage: Eukaryota; Metazoa; Chordata; Actinopteri; Salmoniformes; Salmonidae. Bases 97 to 1056 code for a protein of 319 amino acids.